This is a messenger RNA of Triticum urartu, 1408 nucleotides long. NCBI's taxonomy places the organism in Eukaryota, Viridiplantae, Streptophyta, Magnoliopsida, Poales, Poaceae. The record is from RefSeq and is a predicted model, not a curated record.
UUGGCGUUGCUUCGCGGCGCCACCGUUACCCUUGAGUCGUGUUCCUCCCUUAUCCAUCCCAACCCAAAGAUAUAUGUGGACGCCACUCUGGAGCGCGUGUCCAAAUUAAUACUCCCAGCAAGAGCAUCAUCAUCCCUGGUCACCGCAGCGUGGUCUGGGGCUAUACGAUUCUCUGGCUCCUGCUUGUUGCGAAUCGCAGAUUCUGCAAAGAAGAGGGGUUGACUGUAUUCCGGCCUUCCGGGAGUUCGGAAAUUCUUGGUUUCUUGAUGUGUAUACUGCUACCUUGCAAUGAAAACGGGUGGCAAGAAGGGAAUUCUGUGAGGCUGUGAGCACAUGGUUGCCAGAGGUGCGUCCGCCCCCGUUCUGUAGCCCGGAAGAUGUGGUCUCCGUUGCAUGACCUUUAAUGAGUUGCUACGUGGUCAGCUCUAGCGGCGUUGCGGUCUGGUUAGCCGUAGAGGAGAGGAUCGGGCACCGGAGGUUUUGCGCAUGCAAGAUGUUCGAUGUCGGUCCCCAGAGGAGAAGGGUGGGGAGGCGCCUGGUGGGUUUUGCCAAGAAGAGGAGGCGUUCCAAGAGGCAGCAGCCAUGGUGGAAGGCGUGGUUCUCUGAUUGGAACGAUGAGGAAGAGAGCCUCGCCGGCUGGAGGGAGGAUGAUGAAUUGCUCCAGCAGGUUGUUAGCAACGAAGACCUGUCGGAGGAUGACAAGUUUCAGACGUGGAAGAGCAAGGCAGAGGCGAUUGUCGACCUGCGGGAAGCCCAGCAGGGUGCCGAAAAUGCAGAAGGGCGGUCAUGGGAGGAUUGGAUAGGUUGGGGCAGCACGUCCGGCGAUGGUGAUUGGGGCGGGGGUGGGAGCUUGUCGGACCAGAUAACUGAUGAUCCGACGGAGAUAGUGAGGGACAAGGGCAUCGCUGAAGCUUUUAGGGACUCUAUUGAUGAAGAUUACAACGACAUGUUGUUUGAGGACCGGGUUUUUCUAUACGCUUCGACGAAAUCGGCCAAAUUCCUAGCAUUGUUGAUCGUUGUUCCAUGGGUGUUGGAUCUUCUAGUACAUGACUAUGUUAUGAUGCCAUUUCUAGACAGGUAUGUCGAGAAGGUACCACUCGCCGCUGAAAUGCUUGAUGUAAGACGCAGCCAGAAGAUUCAGAUGAUAAAGGACCUAAAUAUUGAGAAAGCAAGAUUCCGUUUUGAAGUAGAGAUUGGUAAAUCUCCUCCACUUUCCGAUGAGGAGUUCUGGUCAGAGUUGCGGGAAAAAGCGGUAGAGCUGAGGGAUGAAUGGAGAUUAGAAAACCGACAAGCAUUUGCAAAUAUCUGGUCUGAUAUGGUUUAUGGGGUUGCCCUAUUCCUUCUUAUGUACUUUAACCAGAGUAAAGUAAGUACAUACUCCCUCCGUUCCUAAAUAUUUGUCUUUCUA